Messenger RNA from Exserohilum turcica Et28A, 156 nucleotides. RefSeq lists its product as uncharacterized. The transcript is spliced from 2 exons. The record is from RefSeq and is a predicted model, not a curated record. The coding region runs from base 1 to 156 and encodes 51 amino acids. NCBI's taxonomy places the organism in Eukaryota, Fungi, Ascomycota, Dothideomycetes, Pleosporales, Pleosporaceae.
AUGGAGAACCCCACAUGGAACAGCAUCUACAAGAACAGCACAAGACGCCCGUACAACAGCGACAAGAGGUUGUUCAAUAUUUCAAUCAAUUUUCCACAGCAGAGCCGAGCACAAUUCAACUUCCCAGGCAGCCAGCGAAAGCAAUACAAGAGCUAG